AUGGCUUCUUUGUUUUUCUCGUUGUGUAAGCACGUGUUCCACGCUUGUGAGGACGAGGAAUGGGGAAACGAGAGCGAGGCGAUGCCGGGAGAACCUCGCACGCCAAGCUCAGGGGGCGAACGACCUGCAUCUAGUGGCGGCGCCUCGCCUGCUUCUGGGGGCUCACCGGCUGCUUCACCACCGCGACUACGCCUUAAUACGAGUCUCGCGACUGACCCUGCUUUAGCACCGCAAGCAACAUCGCUCAAACGUGAACCGCCCUCUCCGUCUCCUCCUCCGCCGCCUACACCAGCUACUCAGGCGCGUGAAUACAUUGCACUAACGGCUGCCGCUUUCCCUGGCCUGUUCCCGACAAACGCGGUGCCAGGCUACAUCUGCAAUCCAUGUGGUAUCAGAUACUCAUCUCUAAGUACGCUUCAAGCACAUCAAGCACAUUAUUGUGCGAACAGAAAACCUAAGCCUUCUGAGGCAACGGAUGCAUCAGCCUACGCGGCAGGUGAUGACUCAAGUGGAGAUUCAAAAACUUCAAAACCAGCAGGGAAGCAAUACGCUUGCACAUUAUGUUCGUACAGUGCUGACAAAAAAGUCAGUUUGAACAGACAUAUGCGAAUGCAUUCUUCGUCCCCUGUCAGCAGCGGGACGCCCGCACCGGCGACGCCCACGUCUAACGGUGAAGCGACUGAAAGUCCCCAAGCUCAGGACCGAUAUUGUACCGAUUGUGAUAUUCGCUUUAGCUCUACAAAAACUUACAGAGCACAUAAAGCUAACUACUGCAGCACUCGUCAAGUUGUCAAACAAGCUCUGCAAGCUAUUAAAGGAAGCUCUGUAACGUCGGGCUCCGCUCCUCCAUCACCGGGAGCGACACCACCAGCACAAAAUCAAUAUGCUCUGGCGUUACCCACAAAUCCAAUACUUAUCGUCCCGUAUACGUUACUGCGCAGUGCCAGCACGCUUCCCGGGGCGACGCUGCCGGAUCCGGAUACUCCAUGCUUCUUACUACCAAACGGUACAUUCCAGCCUCUGACUCACAUUUUACCCAAUAUCAAUACAGAUCCCAAAACACCGGAGGUCUUAAAAUCUGCAAAUCGAGCACGAGAUUCCUCAAGAGAUGGCACGACGCCUCUGGACCUCAGCGUGCGCCGUUCGCCGGAGUCUGUUGUGGUAGAUGAACAUGAAAAAGAAAACAGGGUUCGUUCAACGACGCCGGAACAAAUAGUUUGCGCGCCAUCGCUGCCGGGCUCACCCGGGACACCGUCGCCUUCCCGACGUUCUUUGUCUCCAGGCGGCGAGAGUUCUCCAAAAAGACGACGGCGAAACUCUAGAGGACCAACACCGAAACCACCAAGUGUACCAUCGCCGCCGGCAGUCCCACCCCCAAUCAUACCUCCCGCUUUAGCCAUACGGCUUGCCUCAGAGCUGCCAGUAGCUGCUAAAUCUCCUCAAGUUCUGGUCAAGCAAGGCGUAUCGAAAUGCAAAGAAUGCAAUAUAGUUUUUUGUAUGUACGAGAACUAUCGAGUACAUAAGCAACGUUAUUGCUCAGCCGGCGGGGGUGAAGAGCCAGCGAGCCCGGCGCCACCGGAGGCCGGGCCGCCGCCUCAGUAUCGACAACUGAUAUGCCUGGCCUGCGGUAUUCACUUCAGUUCCUUGGAUAAUCUCACAACCCAUCAAUCAUAUUACUGCACGAAACGUGAAACCCGAUCGUCGAGGUCCAUUCCAGAGUUACCGAGGCCGUCGUCGGGUACAGAGGGAGGAUGGAAGUGUCCGUGCUGCGACGUGGUGUCGCCGACAGCGGCCGCGGCUCAGCGCCACAUGGAGGCGCACGCCGGAGUGAAGGCGUUCAGGUGUACCAUUUGCCGGUACAGGGGGAACACCCUACGAGGCAUGCGCACACACAUACGUAUGCACUUCAACAACAAGAAGCCGGCCGAUUUACAGGAGGAGAGCUACAUAGCAUGCGUACUCGAAGACGAGAGCCGAGAAGCAACGUCUCCCAGUCCAGCAGUGGCAGGGGAGAGGGUCCAUCGCUGCAGCAGUUGCGCGUACACAUCCACAUACAGGGGCAACGUAGUGCGCCACGCACGAUUAGUCCACGCCACUGACGAGCCUGAUGAGGAACAAACCUCACCCCUUCCAACCGUUCCUACCCUGCCUGUAGACAUUAAAAAGGAGCCAGACAACGACGCCGAAGAGACGCCUAAUUACUGCAAAUCUUGCGACAUAUCCUUUAAGUACGUGAACACUUACAAGGCGCACAAGCAGUACUAUUGCACAGCAAACAAUCAAGACGCGGCCGCGAACAACAACGUUCCGACCCCACCCAGGGUUAACGACACUCCCGUACUAUGAACUGCGUCUGUGACAUAAUCGAUAAUAGUGAAGGUAAAAACCGUAAAAUCUUAAACCGAUUUAUGAGAUGUUUAUUUAGAAUUUUUAUUACAGUGCCAUCUGUUGACUACGAAUUGCAAAUAAUAUGUAACGAAUUCAAAUUCGUAUUUAUGUUGAUAAUAAGCAGUAAACAUUCGUUUUCUGUAUUUGCCUUUGCUAUUAUCGAAAACUAGAUCUUAUUAACUUCUAACAAAAAAUUCAAAAUUGCUAGCGAGAAUCGAAACGCUUUCGUUGCUUCAAAUCUAUUAUUCUUAAUCGUUAUUAUAUUAAAUCACGUUUCGGACGUUAUUAUGUGCAAUAAUCAAAACUUAUACAUAUUAUAUAAAUAUAAAUAUCCAGCACUGCAUAUCAAUGCCAAACAACUGUAAGUUCAGUUGAAUUGUAUAUAAUCAUAACUUUCCUCAAAUUUAGGUAUUUGUUAUUGUUAUGUAAAAAUAAUGUAGGAAAGUUGAAUGACUUCUUCGCAUAGUGUAUACGUUAUUAAAAAUAUUACCAAAUUGUAUAUAACUGUAAAGAUAUUAUUAAAUUGUAACUAAAUUUUAUUACCAUUUGUUCUUAGUGAUUGUUCUUUCUUUGUUGUUAAUUUUGUUUAAUAUUAAUUAACAUGUUAAGCAGUUAAUGCUCAAUUCCGUUUGCCUACCAGUGGUGUUGCCAACUAUUUUUUUUUUCUGUCAACUGCAAAAAAAAACAAAAAGCUUAAAGCUUUUUUACCUAUUGUGAACAGUUUGUGAUAAUUUACUAGAUUCAAUUGCAAAUUUGAGGCUAACUAAGUAUUGAUGAUUAUUCAUGUAAAAACUAAUUUAAAACACCCUUCAAUAAACAUUUUUCUGAUAGCAUUAUGAUAAUUGUUCCAUAUAUGAAUAUAAAAACGUUUUUAGGAUUUAAUAUUGUACCAUGUUUUGUCUAUGCCAAAGCAUCGCUAGAUUUUAAUUAGUAAUUUGCAUUUAUAGGUAUCUCACUAAUUAAUAAAAUUUAGAUAUAAGUGAAUACAAGACUUUGAGUAGAUGUACCGAUGUGUAUGUUUAAAAAUAUGUAUUCAUUUGUGUUUCGUCUUUAAUAUGAGUCUCGAAUUUCAGUGUUUACAAUAUUUUAAAGGUACAAUGUGUUCGUUUUUAAAAUAAUCGAUCUUCCAUUUUGUUACACUUAAGAGUCAUUGAUAUAACCUUUAAUUCUGUAGUUUAUUCGAAUCAAGAAGGUCCGAAAAUUGGCUGUCUACAUUGAAAUUUUACACAAAUGAUAUAAAAAA
Molecule: messenger RNA, 3631 nt
Organism: Bombyx mandarina (wild silkworm)
Lineage: Eukaryota; Metazoa; Arthropoda; Insecta; Lepidoptera; Bombycidae
Gene: ush
Product: Zinc finger protein ush
Biological process (GO): negative regulation of transcription by RNA polymerase II; positive regulation of transcription by RNA polymerase II; cell differentiation
Cellular component (GO): nucleus
Molecular function (GO): RNA polymerase II-specific DNA-binding transcription factor binding
Source: RefSeq, a predicted model, not a curated record